This is a messenger RNA of Miscanthus lutarioriparius, 762 nucleotides long. Lineage: Eukaryota; Viridiplantae; Streptophyta; Magnoliopsida; Poales; Poaceae. The record is from the annotation of a GenBank genome assembly.
AUGGAAGAGCAGGCGAUGAGUUCAUCCUUGGGAGCCAUGGGAUCCCUUCUUGGGAAGCUCCAUGCUCAGAUUGUCUCUCCGGAGAUUCAGCUGCCAAAAUCACUGAAGGAAGGAAUCGAACACCUGACACAAGAUGUAGAAGAAAUAAACAGAUUGCUGGUGAAUCUGUCAACGGUGGAAGGUCCCAACUCCAUGGUCAAGCGCUGGAUGAACGAGGUGCGCGAGCUGUCCUACGACAUGGAGGAUUACAUUGACAUCACGAUGAGCUCCGACAUGGUGUCCAACCGCGGUAUGAACAAAGAGAUCCUCUCCGUGGUCACAAAAUUUAGGACUCUUGUGAGGCAGGCCCGUGAGCGGCACGAGAGGUACGAGCUUCAGCGUUGGGCAUCGAAUCCUAGCUACAUGGUGGAUGCGCAAGACCAGCUUCCAUCGUCUUUCAACGGGAAGGCUACAGGCCUCGUCGGCAUCAGUGAAUCAAGGGGCGAACUCAUCAAGUGGCUCAGUAACGCCGACGAGGCCCAAGGGCGGCUGAAAGUAGUAUCCAUUCUUGGACCUGCUGGAGUUGGUAAGAGUACGCUUGCUCAAGUAGUGUAUCGUGAAAUUGGAAGGCAGUUCGAGCGUCGAGCCUUUGUGCGGGCGUCAAGAGUUCCUGAUACACGGAGGCUUCUCCGGAGCAUGAUCUCUCAAGUCCGGCGCCAGCAACGGCUCCCUUGUGGUCUCGCCGUGCAAGAGCUCGUAGACAACCUUAGAACACGUCUUUAA